Messenger RNA from Rattus norvegicus (Norway rat), 1422 nucleotides. It is a transcript of the gene St8sia3, whose product is annotated as ST8 alpha-N-acetyl-neuraminide alpha-2,8-sialyltransferase 3. The transcript has 4 exons. Gene Ontology annotation, biological process: ganglioside biosynthetic process; glycoprotein biosynthetic process; N-glycan processing. Bases 51 to 1193 code for a protein of 380 amino acids. NCBI's taxonomy places the organism in Eukaryota, Metazoa, Chordata, Mammalia, Rodentia, Muridae. The record is from RefSeq and is marked provisional. Gene Ontology annotation, molecular function: sialyltransferase activity; alpha-N-acetylneuraminate alpha-2,8-sialyltransferase activity; identical protein binding. Gene Ontology annotation, cellular component: Golgi membrane; Golgi apparatus.
CGCUCAAUGGACCGAUUUCCCCGGUUUCCCUGAACCCAGCCUAGCCCGGAAUGAGAAAUUGCAAAAUGGCCCGAGUCGCCAGUAUACUAGGGCUGGUCAUGCUCAGCGUGGCCCUGCUGAUUUUAUCGCUUAUCAGCUACGUGUCCCUGAAAAAGGAGAACAUCUUCACCACUCCCAAGUACGCCAGCCCGGGGGCGCCCCGAAUGUACAUGUUCCACGCGGGAUUCCGGUCACAGUUUGCACUGAAGUUUCUAGACCCGUCAUUUGUGCCCAUUACGAAUUCUCUCACCCAUGAACUCCAAGAGAAACCUUCUAAAUGGACAUUUAAUCGGACAGCGUUUUUACAUCAAAGGCAAGAAAUUCUUCAGCAUGUCGAUGUAAUAAAAAAUUUUUCUUUAACCAAGAAUAGUGUUCGGAUCGGACAACUGAUACAUUACGAUUAUUCCAGCCAUAAAUAUGUUUUCUCUAUUAGCAAUAACUUCCGGUCCCUGCUCCCAGAUGUGUCGCCCAUUCUGAAUAAGCGUUAUAACAUUUGUGCUGUGGUCGGAAACAGUGGAAUCUUGACAGGGAGUCAGUGUGGACAAGAAAUAGAUAAAUCGGAUUUUGUUUUUCGGUGCAAUUUUGCCCCGACAGAGGCUUUCCACAAAGAUGUUGGGAAGAAAACCAACCUCACAACUUUCAAUCCUAGCAUCUUGGAAAAAUAUUACAACAACCUUUUAACCAUCCAGGACCGUAACAACUUCUUCCUCAGUUUAAAAAAGCUCGACGGGGCCAUUCUCUGGAUCCCCGCAUUUUUCUUCCACACUUCUGCGACUGUAACCAGAACCUUAGUGGAUUUUUUCGUUGAGCACAGAGGUCAGUUAAAGGUCCAGUUGGCUUGGCCUGGAAAUAUCAUGCAACAUGUCAACAGGUACUGGAAAAACAAACACUUGUCACCCAAACGACUGAGCACAGGUAUCCUUAUGUACACCCUUGCAUCUGCAAUAUGUGAAGAGAUCCACUUGUACGGUUUCUGGCCUUUCGGAUUUGACCCCAACACCAGGGAGGAUCUGCCCUACCACUACUAUGACAAAAAAGGAACCAAAUUUACCACCAAGUGGCAGGAGUCUCACCAGCUGCCUGCUGAGUUUCAGCUGCUCUAUCGAAUGCAUGGGGAAGGGCUCACAAAGCUCACUCUGUCACACUGUGCCUAAGAACUCCAAAUGGAAAGUGCCAAUGGCUGUUUAAAAAGUGCCCCCAAACCAAAUUGAAUAGUCUCCAGAACAGAACCCAUAGACAAUCUGGCAAAGCCUGUCUGCCACUUACAAGGAAAGAUAUCUUCUCUUCCUCUUUUGCACUGCUCUUUGAAUGGUCCGAACAGACUUAGGACAGGUGCAUUGAAGCCGUGUCUUUUAGACUUGACUGGGAAAGGUUAUAUUGCAU